This is a messenger RNA of Syngnathus typhle (broad-nosed pipefish), 430 nucleotides long. RefSeq lists its product as uncharacterized. The coding region runs from base 44 to 409 and encodes 121 amino acids. NCBI's taxonomy places the organism in Eukaryota, Metazoa, Chordata, Actinopteri, Syngnathiformes, Syngnathidae. The transcript is spliced from 2 exons. The record is from RefSeq and is a predicted model, not a curated record.
CAGGUUGAAACAAAUCAAAGGAAUUAAUUUACCUUUCGGUGGCAUGUCUGUUCUUGCUGUUGGAGAUUUCUUUCAGCUCCCUCCCGUGAGACAGUCCAAACCUCUGUGCGUGUACGAUCCUACGCGGCUGGACCACUGGCGUGACGACUUCAAAAAGAUCACGCUCACCGCCAUCAUGAGGCAGAAAGACGAUGUCGCCUUUGCCGAACUGCUGAACCGACUCCGCGUCAAAGAAAAGUCAGAUGAACUGUCGGAAAUGGACAGAGCUCUCCUUGCCACGAGAUUGACGCGGAUGACUACAAGAAAGACAAAGGAACUGGCAGAAUGGCAAGGCAAGCUUCCCCUGUGCAAGGCGCUAAGAAUGAGCUCCCGGACUCAAUCAAAGUUGCCUUGGGUGCUCGUGUUAUGAUCACACGGAACGUUGAUGUUC